AUUGCCACUCUUCGUCCCUCAACAUAAUUCUUGCUCUCCACUGUUUCAGGUACUCCAACGCGUUAAGAGGAGUUUGGAAAAGAGAUAAUAUUCUAGACAACGCAAAUUGGAGCGGACCUAUCCGGCUUUUAUCAACCUAUCCCACCAUGGCCACCCGACGGUACAGUCGCUACCAGGCCCAGCACCUCUUCCCAGCGGAUUUAACCAAGAAUACCAAGAUCAGGAAAUCACAAAUAACUCACGACACAUGCAAGGAGUGCGCCAUCAAAAGAGCCAACUCCCAGCCUCGACCACUGCGGCAACUGCUACCUCCUAACACUAGCACCGCCAUGUGCAAAGUUUGUCUGCGGCGGUGCGCUUGUCCGGAAUGCUUCACGAGGGCCUAUGAGAAAGGCGUGGUUCAAACCUACCACACCUGCAGCCGGUGCGUAGCAAAACGGCGGAGACGAGCGAUGCGGAUGGGUUUUAGACAAAAUGUUGCGCUUCACCCGGCCUGCCGCGUUGAUACAUCGGACAUUCGAUCCCCGUCAACCGAUUACGUCCAACAUGGGAAUCGAUCGAUCCCAAUGGAGCAGCUGUUCCCAGCCAGAACUUCCAAUCCCAACGAUGACAAUAUCUCCGAGGAUGGCGAAGAUGAUUUUCAGCAUCCCCCGGGGCCAUGUUCCACUACACACCGCUCUCAACUCGAAGUAGACACCGUUCUCGCGGAGAUUAACAAAUAG
Molecule: messenger RNA, 722 nt
Organism: Mytilinidion resinicola
Lineage: Eukaryota; Fungi; Ascomycota; Dothideomycetes; Mytilinidiales; Mytilinidiaceae
Exons: 1
Coding region: 147-722 (191 amino acids)
Source: RefSeq, a predicted model, not a curated record